Molecule: messenger RNA, 3200 nt
Organism: Archocentrus centrarchus (flier cichlid)
Lineage: Eukaryota; Metazoa; Chordata; Actinopteri; Cichliformes; Cichlidae
Gene: glra1
Product: glycine receptor, alpha 1
Exons: 11
Coding region: 1125-2555 (476 amino acids)
Biological process (GO): chloride transport; monoatomic ion transmembrane transport
Cellular component (GO): plasma membrane; postsynaptic membrane
Molecular function (GO): transmembrane signaling receptor activity; transmitter-gated monoatomic ion channel activity; extracellularly glycine-gated chloride channel activity
Source: RefSeq, a predicted model, not a curated record
ACAGGGUCCACAUGAGUCCAGUACGCCGGUUUGUUCGCUAAUGUAACACUCUCACCUCUCCGACGAGCGUUGAUUUAUUUUAUUUUUUAUCGUUUCGGCGGAACCGGUGCCCGGGUGGGAGCGGAUGCGGAGCGCAGCAGCGGCCGCCGGUGCGUCUCCAACUUGACCACCACCAGACAAUGGGAGUAGCUGAGCCGUGCUGCUGCAGCGCCAAGUACUACUACUACAACUACUCGCCCCUGGGAGACAAGUACGAGAAGAAAAGGGAGAAGCGGCAGCAAGAGGAGGAGGACGUAAAGAAGAAGAAGGAGAGGGAGAAAAGGAGGCAGACUUGUUCUACCUGCAGACUCCCCUCUCUGAGCAGCAGCAGCGCCGGGACAACAGCUUCUACGCACGGUUCCAGAGUGACGCUCCGCUGGCUCUAGGAUGCAUGUGAGAAAACCUGCAGAGAAAGCACUCCUCUGUGUGGGUCUGUUCUCUGAGUGGAUCUGGGGAAUAUAACACAUGCACAUUUUUUUCAACCCUCUGGAGACGGCAAGGUUCCCGCAGCCAAACAGCCACCACUGAAGGAAUAUGUUUUAUUUCCCCCGCCGCGGAUCGCACAGACAGGACUUUAGAGUAAUUGGAUGUAAUUGUGUGUCAGUUAACAGCAGCCUGUGAUCUGCUCUCGAGAACCCCCCCUCUCCUUCCCUUUUUCCCUCCCCUCCCAAACCAAAAUCUGGACAAGCUUCCCCGCCGCAGCCUGCCUCUGUCCGUGGUCCUGAACACAAUUUCGAGGUGGAUUUAGUGGAUUGUCCCCCUCCACAGUGGCGGCGCAGGAGGCGUGAGAGCGGACAUGAGCAUGAUUUCAUGGAGAGUGAGGUCAUGAGCAUCGCGCGGCUCGGCACCGGCGACUCCGGGAUCUGAAACACACACAAAAAAAGCGGAACAUUUUCGGUUCACCUUGGAGGUCAUAAACCAUAACCACAACCCCCCUCCCCUCUCACCCUCAUCUUCCUCCUUCUCUUCCUCCACCAAAGAUUUUUUUUCUUUUUUGUCUUUUUUUGGAGGGGCUUUCGUCCUCUCCAGAGUGUGACUCCCCACCCCCAUUCAGAAAUACCUCCUCACCCCCCCCUCCAAACAAAAUGAGACUGGCAAAAAUGUGCCGACUAAACGUGCUGGGGAUCUAUUUGUGGCAAACGGUUGUGUUUUUCAGCUUGGCAGCAUCCAAGGAAGCUGCGGCGAGGAAAGCUGCUUCCCCGAUGCCACCGUCCGAAUUUCUGGACAAACUCAUGGGCAAGGUUUCGGGGUACGACGCCAGAAUCCGACCAAAUUUUAAAGUGUGGAACAAAGACCCCAAAGGCUCCAAAAAUGAAGCUACUCACAAGAAAGGUCCGCCUGUGAACGUCACCUGCAACAUUUUCAUCAACAGCUUUGGCUCCAUCGCUGAGACAACGAUGGACUACAGAGUGAACAUCUUCUUGAGACAGCAGUGGAACGACCCUCGGCUGGCCUACAGUGAAUAUCCAGACGACUCCCUGGACCUCGACCCCUCCAUGUUGGACUCCAUCUGGAAACCUGACUUGUUCUUUGCCAAUGAGAAGGGGGCCAACUUUCAUGAGGUCACCACUGACAACAAGUUGCUACGCAUCUCUAAAAAUGGCAAUGUGCUCUACAGCAUACGAAUAACACUGGUCCUGGCCUGUCCCAUGGAUCUGAAGAACUUCCCGAUGGAUGUGCAGACUUGCAUCAUGCAGCUGGAGAGCUUCGGCUACACCAUGAAUGACCUCAUAUUCGAGUGGGACAAGAAAGGAGCCGUGCAGGUGGCCGAUGGCCUGACGCUACCUCAGUUCAUCCUGAAAGAAGAGAAAGACCUGCGCUACUGCACCAAGCACUACAACACAGGUAAAUUCACCUGUAUUGAGGCUCGCUUCCACCUGGAGCGUCAGAUGGGUUACUACCUGAUCCAGAUGUACAUCCCCUCACUGCUCAUUGUCAUCCUGUCCUGGGUUUCCUUCUGGAUCAAUAUGGACGCUGCACCCGCCCGGGUGGGUCUGGGCAUCACCACUGUGCUAACCAUGACCACGCAGAGCUCCGGUUCAAGAGCCUCUCUGCCCAAGGUGUCGUACGUUAAAGCCAUCGAUAUCUGGAUGGCCGUCUGUCUCCUCUUUGUGUUCUCGGCCCUGCUCGAGUACGCUGCUGUCAACUUCAUCGCCCGCCAGCACAAGGAGCUGCUGCGCUUCAGACGGAGGCGACGACACAUGAAGCCUGAGUCUUGGCCUGUGUUGCAGGAGGAUGAGACGGGCGAGGGGCGCUUCAGUUUCCCCGGUUAUGGUAUGGGCCCCGCCUGCCUGCAGGCCAAGGAUGGCAUGGCCAUCAAAGGCAACAACAACAAUGCCCCGGCCUCGGCCGCACCCGAGAAAAGCAUCGAGGAGAUGAAGAAGCUCUUCAUCAGUCGGGCCAAGCGCAUCGACACGGUGUCCCGCGUGGCCUUCCCGCUCGUCUUCCUCAUUUUUAACAUUUUCUACUGGAUCAUUUACAAGAUCAUCCGCAGCGAGGACAUCCACAAGCAGUAGUGGAGAGCCGAGGAGAAGGAGGAGGACGAAGGCGAGAACGGUGUGAAGAGGAGAACACAGAGAAAAGAAAAGAGAAAGAAACAGAGAGCUGACUUCAGUGGGAGAGUCAUUGCCCUUUUUCACCUCCUGUCCUCUUCCUCAUCCUUCACCUUCAUUCAGUUGAGGAAAAGUGCCCCCCCCCCAAUUCCCACAGACAUGAUUUCAAAUAUUUAUUGCUUUAUUUUUCCUUUAUUCUGCUCUCCUACCCUGAAUCCUGCCCCCUGUUCCUCUCUCUUUCCAACUCCUGAAUAAUCCGGACCAGUGCAAUAGCAAUGCAGUAAAAUGCAUGAUAUAUGAAUGUGGCAAUAUAUUAAAGAAAAGAAGAAAAGUUCAACUUUUGCAGGCGCCCCAACAAACUGUGGGAGCAGUCAGACUGAACAAGCAAGGCUUGUAAAAGAAAUGUUGUAUUUGAUUUUAGCUUUUUGUGUGAAGACAGAUAUAUAAUUCUAUAUGAAAAAGUGACGUGGGGCGGGGCUGUGCGAGAAGCAGCAGUGUAAUAUACUCAUAUAUCUAUCAUAACUGGAAAAAGUAGGGUGUUUGUUUCCACAGGUGGGCAUCUGGAAUCAGAGGAUUUUUCUCCCAAAAACAGGAAGGCGGGCGGAUCGG